This is a messenger RNA of Scomber japonicus (chub mackerel), 1713 nucleotides long. It is a transcript of the gene lctla, whose product is annotated as lactase-like a. Lineage: Eukaryota; Metazoa; Chordata; Actinopteri; Scombriformes; Scombridae. Gene Ontology annotation, biological process: carbohydrate metabolic process. The record is from RefSeq and is a predicted model, not a curated record. Gene Ontology annotation, molecular function: beta-glucosidase activity. The transcript has 13 exons. The coding region runs from base 1 to 1713 and encodes 570 amino acids.
AUGCUGCUGCAGCGCUGCGUCCUGAGCGUGUGCCGUGUGCUCACACUGCUGCUGUGCGUCUCGGCCAGUGAAGACUUCGACUGGACCAAGAACGAGAAGUCGUCUUUCUACUAUGGCACCUUCCCCACCGGUUUCUCGUGGGGAGCCGGCAGCUCCGCCUAUCAGACCGAAGGAGCGUGGAACAUCGAUGGGAAAGGAAUGAGCAUCUGGGACACGUUCGCUCACAAAAAGGGGAAAAUCUUCUCCAACGAUACGGGAGACUCCUCGUGUGAAGGCUACUACAAAUUCAAGGAUGACAUCGCCUUGAUGAAGGACAUGAAGUUGAAUCAUUAUCGUUUCUCCAUUUCCUGGCCGAGGAUUUUACCCAGCGGACUCAAAGGCGACCACAUCAACGAGAAAGGAAUCAAAUAUUAUGACGACCUCAUUAACAUGCUGCUGUCCAACAAGAUCACUCCCAUCGUAACUCUGUACCACUGGGAUUUACCACAGAUCCUGCAGGAGAAAUACGGUGGUUGGCAGAACGCCAGCAUGGUGAACCACUUCAACGACUUUGCCAACUUGUGCUUUGAGAGAUUUGGAAACAGAGUGAAGUACUGGAUCACUUUCAACAACCCAUGGUCCAUUGCUGUGGAGGGAUUUGAAACUGGUGAACAUGCACCUGGACUGAAGAUGAGGGGAACAGGAGCUUAUAAAGUCGCUCACAAUAUUAUCAAGGCACACGCUAAGGUUUGGCACACGUAUGACAUGCAGUGGAGAAACAAACAGAGAGGUAUGGUUGGAAUCUCGCUAACAGCAGAUUGGGGUGAACCGGUGGACAUCACCAACCAGAGGGACAUCGAGGCUGCAGAGAGAUACAUCCAGUUCUACUUGGGAUGGUUUGCUACACCCAUCUUCAACGGAGACUACCCACAAGUUAUGAAAGAUUACAUCGGCAGGAAGAGUGGCCAGCAGGGCCUGGGAGCUUCACGGCUGCCCGUCUUCUCACCUCAGGAGAAGAGUUACAUCAAAGGUACUUGUGACUUCCUGGGGCUAGGUCACUUUACGACCCGCUACAUCACCCAGAAGAAUUACCCAUCAGGCCUUGGAGACAGCUACUUUGCAGAUCGUGACCUCGCCGAGCUGGUUGAUCCACAGUGGCCCGAUCCUGGCUCUGAGUGGCUCUACUCUGUUCCCUGGGGAUUCAGACGCAUGCUGAACUUUGUCAAGACCCAGUACGGAAACCCAAUGAUCUACGUGACAGAAAACGGCGUUUCGGAGAAGAUGCUCUGCACCGAUCUCUGUGAUGACUGGAGGAUGCAAUACUUCAAAGACUACAUCAAUGAAAUGCUCAAAGCGAUGAAGGACGGCGUGAACGUGAAGGGUUACACAGCUUGGUCUCUCCUCGACAACUUCGAGUGGGACGAAGGAUACUCGGAGAGGUUCGGACUCUACUACGUCGACUUCAGGAACAAGAAUAAACCUCGUUACCCGAAGGCUUCGGUCCAGUACUACAAACGCAUCAUCAGCUCUAACGGCUUCCCCAAUCAGAGAGAGGUGGAGAGCUGGAAGAGGAAAGCUGUGGAGACUUGCUCCUCCAGUAACCAGCUGCUGGCUGCAGACCCGCUGAUCGGUCACAUGGAGAUGGUCACAGAGAUCGUUGUUCCCACCGUGUGCACGCUCUGCAUCCUCCUCAGCGCCAUCUUCCUCAUGUUCCUGCUGCGUGGACGCUUCUGA